Nicotiana attenuata is the source of this 345-nucleotide messenger RNA. RefSeq names its product ubiquinol oxidase 2, mitochondrial-like. Gene Ontology annotation, biological process: alternative respiration. Gene Ontology annotation, molecular function: alternative oxidase activity. The record is from RefSeq and is a predicted model, not a curated record. The transcript has 2 exons. The coding region runs from base 1 to 345 and encodes 114 amino acids. Gene Ontology annotation, cellular component: mitochondrion. NCBI's taxonomy places the organism in Eukaryota, Viridiplantae, Streptophyta, Magnoliopsida, Solanales, Solanaceae.
AUGGGCCGGCUAGGCUGGGACCGCAGGUACAUGGAAUUUGACCGCAUCUACGCAAGCGCAGAAGCGAGAUGGAGGACCGCAGAAGCGGUGAUUGGCACAGGUGCGAUGGAGGCUCCACAGAUGCGGACUCGCAGAAGCGGCGAGGUGCCCCCAGAGUGGAGGAUGGAUCAAAGCACUGUUAGUCAUGAGAGGAUGCAUCUCAUGACUUUCAUGGAAGUAGCCAAGCCUAAUUGGUACGUCCCUGCUAUUGCCAUUGAUUCCUACACUGAGUUCCUCAAGGAAUUGGACAAGGGUAAUAUUGAGAACGUCCGUGCUCCUGCUAUUGCCAUUGAUUUCAAGGCUUAA